AUGACGGCAGCACCAUCGGGCACCGUCCCGCCUAAAGGUGGUGGCCCGGUUCCGACCAGCUUAAAAGCACCAGCGACUUCGAGCACCAAUCCCGAGUCCGUUACCUCCACUGGCAGCAAGCCUUCUAGCUCGCCUCAUACAACUCCACCCACCUCGGUGCCUCGCCGAUCCCCUCGUCCCGUAUCGUCAGACUUCUUGUCCGAUAAGGCUACCGCUACAUUCAUACGCCGUGUGCUUUGCGCUCAGCACCUGGCAGAUAGGGGGAGGAGCACGCCUGCGCCCAUCCAAGAUCUACUGCCGCCUCUUACGAGCCGAAACGAUGUAGAUCUUCAGCUAUAUGCCCUAAUAGCUAUCAUUAUUAAGGAGUUCGUCCAAAAUUGGUAUACCAAGAUUACGCCCGACGAGACAUUCGUCGCCGAGAUCGUGCAGAUUAUUGCGCAUUGUACCCGCGCGUUGGAGCAGAGGCUGCGGAACGUAGAUCUCGAGAGUUUAUUAUUCGAUGAGCUUCCAGAAUUGCUAGACGCACAUAUCCGAGCAUAUCGAGUAGCGAGGAACACGGUAGCUCGGCCACCAGUCGAGGCCAAUCCACGCGAGAUCUACCAUUCGCUCUGGCCGCUGCCUGCCCUGUCCCCGGUUCCUAAAUCUGGACACAGUAGCAUACAGACUCAGGAAGAUAACGAAAGUGCAUACCGCCAACUGUUAGUACAGGGCGUCCUAGCCCUCUUGCUUCCAACCGAGGAUCUCGAGAACGAGUGCUUGACGACGCUGGUUGAGCAACUGUUCUCGGAACUUGUCAUAGGCAAUCUCAUCAUUAACAAGCUCUCGGAGCCAUGGCUUAUAUGGGAAGGUCUGAUUAUACUAACGAGAAUAGUGCGUGCAAGAAGCACAAUAGAGGCAUCUGGGCCUGGAGACAUGGAACCAGACGCGAAUCUAAAGACAAUCCGCGGCAUAGUCCCGCCGAUUACGAGAAAACGGAGCUUGUACAUUCAGCAGUUUUUUUGGACCGUAAUUCAGUGGGGGUUCGUUAUAGUAAACUCGAUACGACUGAUGAUCAGUACCAUCAUGCUAUCCCGAACACUCCCUCCUAGGUCCAUCCCUACCAUCCGCCAGGUAGAUCCAACGUCGCAUGAUUAUGGAGAGAAAUCCUACCAUCCUCCAACCUCUGAAGUUGGUUUACAACCAGUCAACGUUCCCAUCGCAGACUUCAAGCUCUGGGCUUGCGUUGGGAAUUUACUCGAAAUAGACGCUCGCAUGCCCUGGAUGAGCGGAACUUUGUCCAUGGCACAAUGGGGAGCCCUGAGAGGUCCGGGCAACUUGGCAGGGUUUAACGGGAUGAUCGAUAGACUUUUUUCGCACUACAUCCACGUCUAUAUCCUCGAUCCUGUCCGUCUUCCCCCACUCCUUCGAGCCGUGCGCGGCGCUGUCUUCCCCAAUAAUGCUCCAGGUUCAUCCAGCCUAAUCCCUCCUUCGUCUGACGAGCAGCUGGGCGCCUUACGCCGCAGAUGCGCUAGCGCGCUUUUGGCGCUUGUUCCGAAGAGGGUGGGCAGGCUUUAUUACGGUAGCAGUAUCUGGCCUUGGUCUACCAGAUCUACUAGCACUCUUUCGAGUGCGAGUUCGCGGUCCGGACCGUUUAAGGCCGACAGCUAUAACACGACGCAUAAUGCCAACCGUACUGGAGAGGAAGUUGCACGCGUGCGGCUUACCGAUGAUGGCAAAUCUGUUAGAGACAACCAUGCAACGUUGACCCCAGACAAAUCAAAGCGGCAAAUUGGAGACACCGGUGUGCGACCGACCGAGGCCGGUGGCGACAAACGGGCUGACAUGUGUAACGGAGACGAGGACGAGGACGAAGAUGAGAACAGAAUUCUAUCCGAAAUCGAGACGGGCGUUCUCGACGUCUUCUCGGAUCCCUACUGUAACAAGCACUUAUUGUACGGAAUUCUAGAACUCAUUCUGGUGCGCCUCAUGCCCGAACUAACCGAAAAGGGGGUCAUCGAACUAUGGGAAGAUCGACUAAGUUGAGGAAGGCCGGACGUUCGGUUUCUCGUAAAUGAAAUAAGUUAAGGUAAUGAUUGAUUGAUACCCGACCAACCGACGCGUGGUUAGAACAGACAGAAAGAAAUUUAGGAGAGUUUCAAAGUUAUAAUGCACCGCCCUGUCCAGAUCGAGUGCACCCCUUCAUGCAAUGCAACAUGCUUCUACGACAUAAGCAGCAGACAGACCUAACGGGACCGAAGCAGGAGUAGUUCCGGAAAGUAGUUACAGAGCCGCCCCAGAUUGCCUGUAGGUACCGAUGUUUACAUCGCCUCUUCCUGUUUCGUCGUCUGGCUUGUGAAAGAGCCUAGGUUGGUAGCAUCUGGGUUCGGCACUCCAAAAAUAAACGUUCGGUCAUCAAUUGGAGCAGUCGGGCUACGAAACCAAAUCCCUUUCUCGUUGCGGGGUGUAACCUAACCCAUCCCAACCCAUCCCAAAGGUCACUGGUUGCGAGUAACAUGCCUGUCCGCCUGUCUGCCUGUCUCUCAUCUGUAACUCA
This is a messenger RNA of Daldinia decipiens, 2533 nucleotides long. RefSeq names its product PXA domain-containing protein. Lineage: Eukaryota; Fungi; Ascomycota; Sordariomycetes; Xylariales; Hypoxylaceae. Gene Ontology annotation, cellular component: extrinsic component of endosome membrane; early endosome; late endosome. Bases 1 to 2022 code for a protein of 673 amino acids. The transcript is spliced from 3 exons. Gene Ontology annotation, biological process: early endosome to late endosome transport; endosome to lysosome transport; protein targeting to lysosome. Gene Ontology annotation, molecular function: phosphatidylinositol binding. The record is from RefSeq and is a predicted model, not a curated record.